Messenger RNA from Microplitis demolitor, 1440 nucleotides. Its product is annotated as ubiquitin-like protein 7. Gene Ontology annotation, cellular component: cytosol. The transcript has 4 exons. The record is from RefSeq and is a predicted model, not a curated record. Gene Ontology annotation, molecular function: polyubiquitin modification-dependent protein binding. Bases 120 to 1268 code for a protein of 382 amino acids. NCBI's taxonomy places the organism in Eukaryota, Metazoa, Arthropoda, Insecta, Hymenoptera, Braconidae. Gene Ontology annotation, biological process: ubiquitin-dependent protein catabolic process.
UUGACCAGUGACCAUAACAAACAAAUAUCAUCGUGUCCUCAUUAGAACUUUAACCUCAACUGUGUUGUGUUGAAAUAUAAAUAAAAACAAUAAUUAAUAUAAAUUCAAAUAAUUUAAAAAUGGCAACAGAAUUAUUACUUGGUGUGCGAUUAAUGCCUGGUCCAUCCAAAGUAAUUAAAUUAAAUGACGUUAAUUUAAAAGCCAAGGUUGAAAAUUUGCGAAUGGAAACUGCUACGAAAAUAGAACUUCCUAAGGAUUCAUUUGAGCUUAUAUACUGCGGAUGUAUACUUGAAGAUGACGUUACAUUGGAAUCUUGUGGUUUAAAAAGUGGAGCAAUGAUUCAUGUGUUGAAGAAAAAAGAUCCAGAGAUACCAGUACCAGCAAAAUCUAUUUCUGAAGAAAGUAUUCUACAACUGGCAUCUGCAUUCAGAUCAUUUAAUGAAAACCCGGCGUUGAGAAGUGCAUUACACCGGCUGAGUAAACGGCCAGAAGUUAUUGAAAAUAUUAUUUUAACAACUCCUGGACUCAAUGAAGACUCAGUAGCAAUUGCUAUGCUUCAAGAUCCUGAUUUAAUGGCAUACUUUACUCAUUCUGAUACUGUCAAAAGAAUUGCAGAAUUACACCCAGUAUUAGUUGAAGCAGCCCAGCUAAUAGCAGCAGCAGUACACGAAGAAGCCCACAAUGCAGCAGCAUCAUCUGGACCCUCAUCAUCAUCAAUGAACGCAGCAUCAACAGCUUACUCUUACAGCUUAGAUAAUUUAAGCGACGACGAAAUGGCCGGCGACUCAUCACAGUCAUCAGACUCAGCUCAGCAUCAAAACGGUUCAUCGCGACUAGAUGCUGGUUCCAAUCCAAUGGCAAUUACGACAGCACAAUUAGCAGCCGCGCUUGCACGUGCUGGCGCUAAUGGACGUACAAGAAUCCCGCCUCCAUCCAGUUCAUCGUCAUCAGCAUCAACAGGAAGCUUCAGUUCCGGUGUAAUAACUACGGAAAUGUUUACCCAAGCUAUGCAACAAGCCUUUGCUGCAAGUUCUGCUUCCGGUUUACCACCACCCCUUCAAACAUCAGCAUCGUCCACUGCUAUCAGUACGGCUCCAUCUGCAGCGAUACCACCAGUGAGAUCUUCAAGUAAUCUUGAAACACAACUUGCCCAGAUGCACGAAAUCGGUCUCCGAGAUGACACUAUUAAUAUCCAAGCCCUGGAAUUUACCAACGGCGAUGUCCAAGCUGCUAUUGAACUUGUCUUCAGUGGCCUAGGUGAUAAUUAAUCUUAUGCUUACAUAGAUAAGAUUAAUUAUAAAAUUUAAUAUAAUACAAAUACUUGAAGUAUUUAUUUGUUACUUUAUUACUCGAUUAUAAACAUUUAAGUUAACUCCGGUACAAUAUAAGGUUUCUUUGUAAUACGAUAAAUAGAAAUAUAAACAACUAUUUCAGCCUUUA